AAGUUGAGAAAGUAGAUAUAGCAAACAUUGACAGUCGAUUAGCAAGAUUCAAGAACCACUCCGGAUAAGAUAAAUCAGACCAUAAAGAGAUUAUCAAUGGCUUCUCUGGCAUCAAAUUUGUCAUGGAAUUCAUCUUCAUGGCUUAAUAACCGCACCCUAACAAGGAGCACCAACGAAGGCAUCAAAAUUUCCGAUAAAAGCUCAGAUUUUGUAAUUUUGGCUCAAAAGAAAGCGAAGAAAACUCGAAAGAUAAUACUGAUUGAGGAUGUUACUGAUGUGGGGAAGAAAGGGCAGCUUUUGGAUGUCAAAGCUGGGUUUUACCGAAACUUUCUGCAUCCUUCAGGAAAAGCGCGGAUUGUUACUCCCAUUCUUCUCAAGGAAAUGAAGGUUGAAGAAGAGAGAAUUGAGGCUGAAAAGAAACGGGUAAAAGAAGAGGCCCUGCAACUUGCUAGAAUUUUUGAAACUGUUGGAGCUUUCAAAGUGAAACGUAAGGGAGGGAAAGGAAAGCAAAUUUUUGGAAGUGUUACUGCUCAAGAUCUUGUUGACAUAAUUAAGGCACAACUUCAAAGGGAUAUUGAUAAAAGAAUUGUCACGUUACCCGAGAUCCGAGAAACAGGAGAAUAUAUUGCAGAGUUGAAGCUUCAUCCUGAUGGCGUAUUUCAAGGAUGAAAACUUUGAGUAGUUUUAGAAUCGCAAAUAGAGCUGCCCAAGUUUCAAGAACAUAUUUUUUUUUGUUACUUUUAUUGUGUUUUAUAUGCUCACAAUAUAACAUUGGUAUGUACACAUGCUUGCUCUUAUUUGUUGAUAUUUUGGAUCAUUAGUUCAUUUCCAAUGAAAUUUCGUGAAACAUUUCUACAU
Messenger RNA from Lactuca virosa, 858 nucleotides. Lineage: Eukaryota; Viridiplantae; Streptophyta; Magnoliopsida; Asterales; Asteraceae. The record is from the annotation of a GenBank genome assembly.